Messenger RNA from Sphaeroforma arctica JP610, 1115 nucleotides. RefSeq lists its product as hypothetical. Gene Ontology annotation, molecular function: carbon-sulfur lyase activity. The record is from RefSeq and is a predicted model, not a curated record. Bases 157 to 570 code for a protein of 137 amino acids. The transcript has a single exon. Lineage: Eukaryota; Ichthyosporea; Ichthyophonida.
CUUUAAAAUAUGUCUUUUUUUAGACUCACAACAAGUUUUAUAUAAAUUUAUAUUUUCAUAUAUAAAAGUAUACUACUGACUCGUUGGAUACAAUCUCAUAUAUACACACAUUCUAAUUUAAAACGGUCCUGUAGUUGAAUACUCAACGAACAAACAAUGUCAGCUUCCGGGACGUACGUGUGCCUUUGUAAUGCAGUAGGAUUUGAGCUAACGGGUGAGCCUGCCUUAGCGUGUUAUUGUCAUUGCAACACCUGUCGUGUUUACGGCGGCGCUCCUGCACGAGUAGGUGCAUACUCACCUGAGCAGUUCAAGCUCACCAAAGGAAGUGCAAACUUGAUUUCAUACGAGAGUGGACCGGGAAAGAUUCGGAACUCGUGUAAGACCUGCGGUAGUAUGAUCUAUCAUAUUUUACCGAAUGGCUUGGCCGUACCCCCCUUGGGAGGAGUCAAGUGGGCAUCUGAUGGAGUUCCAGUUGUGCCGACUAUGCACAUCUGGUACGGCGACAAAGGACUUGAAGAGGCUAACGACGACUUCAUAAAGUACGAUGGUUUCCCGGCAGGGUUCGCUUAGAUUUUAUGUGCCCAAAAACGUCUUCUUCCUGGCAGCACGUUACCUCGGUGUCGGACUUGGAAAACGUGAAUUAGUUUUUGUAAAGCACAAAGUUUCUGGACUUACCUGCAUAACCUGAACGACGAUAUUUUAAAUACAAAAGUUACUGGGCAUGUUUUGAUUUAUAGUAUGAUUACAAAUCAUCGUCUUUCUCGUUGAAAUUCUGUGACGAAUUGUCGAGCGACGUCUCAAAGGAUUUACGCACAAAUAGGCUGCAAGGUACACAACAACAACUCUGCAUUUCAGUGUUGAAAUAUAAUACCACAUAUUCUAAAACAUGUCAACUUUGUUUCGCAUUACCAUGAGAUGUAUAGUUUACACGCUGCUUUUUAAUAAUCAUAGGGCGUUAGGCGUCUGCUGCCUGUCGAGUGGCGCUGAAAACCGACCAGACAAUGAGGGCAAACGCAUAAAUUGGCCUUGGUACAUACUAUCAACCUUUUCAGUUUUGUUUCUAAAUAUAGCACCACAUAGAGCUAUUCUAAUAAAUAAGUACAUUCAGUUUCGCA